Cyphomyrmex costatus is the source of this 2188-nucleotide messenger RNA. RefSeq names its product U3 small nucleolar ribonucleoprotein protein MPP10. Gene Ontology annotation, cellular component: sno(s)RNA-containing ribonucleoprotein complex; small-subunit processome; nucleus. The transcript is spliced from 3 exons. NCBI's taxonomy places the organism in Eukaryota, Metazoa, Arthropoda, Insecta, Hymenoptera, Formicidae. The record is from RefSeq and is a predicted model, not a curated record. The coding region runs from base 428 to 2188 and encodes 586 amino acids. Gene Ontology annotation, biological process: rRNA processing.
GCGACGGUGACGGACGUGUUUCGGUUCGGGUGCUUUCCAUUGUAUAUUUUUGAAAGUGUCGCCGACUUUGACUGUGCAUUGCGUCACACAGAUGCGCGUCUGCGGACGAGCUCGUCUCGAUUGUUCGUCAUUUUGCACUUUUCGACUAGGGCUCUUAUGACCCGCGUUAUCGCGACGUGAUGAUGCCGUAACGUAGGCGCCCGGAAACCGGUCGAGCAACGCCAUUUUCACGGGCAUUGCAUCACUCGUUUGUUUUCAUAUUUUUGUACGGUUUACUUUAAAGACGUGAUCUGGCCUCCUAUCGACCUCCUAUUUCAUUGCUUGGAGGCUUGGUGGCUUGGAAGCGGGGGGGAGGGAGCCAUUAUUUAAGGAAGAAGAAGAAGAGCUUUGCUUGUGUGUGCUACCAGUUGCGCCAGGCCGCCGACAGAUGGCGCUACCGUCGAGUGCUGUAAACCUGUUGAAAAUCGCAUCACUGAAUACAAAUGCGUUGUAUUCAGAAUUAGUAGUAGAAGGCUUUGAUGAGGAGCAAAUCUGGCAACAAUUGGAACUACGGAACGAAAAUGAGAUAGCACACAUUUUAAAUUAUAUUUCAGUUUUUUCUGGAGGUAAAAAAUUGAUGAUCCCAGUGAGCUCCAGGAAACCUGAAUGUGAACCAAUACAGAUUGAAAAUGAUAAUUUAGCUCCAGAGGCUGAAGGCAUGUCUGAUGAGAAAGAAUCAGAGGACGAGGAUAUAGAAAUUAAAAGUAAUUCAAAGAAAAAACAUAAGAAAACGUCCUCUAUUGUAGACGAUAAAUUUUUCAAGUUACAAGAGCUAAAUGAAUAUUUAACUAAAGAAGAAAGAAAAGAGGAACGAGAAAAAGGCAAUGUUGAAUCUGAUGAUGAAUCAGUUGAUUUAUUUAAUGACGUUUCCGAAGAGGAAGAUGGAAAUAAUGGUGAGAGGUAUGCAGAUUUUUUCGAUAGUCCUGAAAGUGAAAAUGAGCAAGCUAACAAAAGCCAAAAUUCAGAUUACAAUGACAAUAAUAAAGAUUCUGAAGAGGAAGGAUCAGAAGACGAAGAAAUGGAUCUUGAUGAAGAAGAUGAAGAUCAAACAAUUAAAAAAGUAAGAUUCAAUCUUACAAAUGAUUCAGACGAGACAGAUAGCUUGGAAAAUAAAACGCAUCUUAACAAGAAAGACAAAGAAGAAAAGAUGGAAGAAGAUACAGAGGUGAAAUCUACUUUGGAGACUCGUCAAGAAAGGCUGUUAAUGAGGAUCAAAGAAUUAGAAGCUGAAGCAAUUAGCGAGAAACCAUGGCAAUUGAAAGGGGAAGUGAGUGGUCCACAUCGACCACAGAAUUCCUUGCUCGAGGAGUUUCUGGUUGUCGAUGUAAACAGAAGACCAGCACCUGUGAUAACUGAAGAGACCACUUUGAAACUGGAAGAUAUAAUAAAGCAGCGGAUUAAGGAUAAAGCUUGGGAUGAUGUCGAGAAAAAAUUCAAACCAGUCGAGACACCCUUAGAAUAUAAGAAAAAAUUGAUAUUAAAUCAAGAAAAGAGCAAAGAAAGUUUGUCGCAAAUUUACGAAAAAGAGUACCUGAAGCAAAAGCAAACAUUAGAUCCAGAGAACGAUGAAAAAAAAGAAGAAACGCCACAAAUGCAUAAUGAAAUUCGACAAAUGAUGCGUUCUCUGAUAUCAAAAUUGGAUGCGUUGGCUAAUUAUCAUUACACCCCCAAGAUGGCUAAACCAGAGAUUAAAAUCAUUAGCAAUGUACCUGCAAUUAACAUGGAAGAGGUAGCACCUGUCACUGCCACUGAUGCAACACUCUUAGCGCCUGAAGAAAUUAAAAUUAAAGAACGUGGUGAUCUUAUUGGUAAAUCAGAACGAACGAAAACGGAUAUGAAGCGCGAGAGAAGACGAAAGAAAUCGAGGCAACGGGCCAAACAAGAGGCAAUAGAAAAGAAGGAUAAAUUAAGAUCCUUGCAACCAGGAAUUGCUAAGAAGUACAAAGACAAGAAAGAAAAAGCUGCACUAGUUAAGAAAAUAACUAAAGACAGAAACGUUACAAAGUUAAAUGAAACAACGCAUAAAGUUGCAAAGUCCUCGACUGCAUUUUUUACGCAAUUACAAGAUCAAGUUAAGAGUAAAAUUAAAAAGGAUAAUUUGUCGAAGAAAAAAACUAACGUUACUUCGGCUGUAAAAUUGAAAUUGUAA